CCGGAUGUUGUUUUCUCUGUCUGGGCGGUUAUUUCCGCUUAACCCGGAUGUUGCUGUCCCUGCUUGUACGUCUAUUUCCGGUUGGUCCGGAUGUUGUUUUCCUUGGCUGUGCCGUUAUUUCCGGUUGACCCGGAUGUUUUCACCGGUUGGGGGCUAUUUCCGGUUGGCCGGGCCGCUACUUCCCCAGUGAGGGGCUUGUCCGGGCAGUUAUUGCCUUGGUUACGCGUUUUCCAGUUAACCCGGAUGUUGUUUCCCAUGGUCUGGCGGCUAUUUCCGGUUAACCCCGGAUGUGAAUCCCCGUCCCGUGGCGGGGAGGGGCCCGGCUUUUCCCCUCCCCACUUCGGCUUUGACGUCAGCGCCUGAGCUGAGGCCUCCAAGCCGGAAGCGGAAGUAGCGGCGGGGUCACGUGAGGCUCCCCCAUCCCCACCUGACGUCACCGCCCGCCCGGCGCGAGCCGGCUUCUACCCGCCGCGGCGUGAGGCCUCCCCCGCUUCCCCCCAGGGGCGGGGCCGUAACGGUCCCGUCCGGCGCGAGGCUCCUCCCCCUCUCCGCCCCCGCCCCCCGCGGAGCCGGCCGGGGGCCGGGAUGGCGGCGGCGGCGGCGGGGGGCGGGGCCCGGGAGGAGGAGGAGGAGGAGCGGGAGGUGGUGCGGGUCCGGGUCAAGAAGCGUGAGGGAUUCCUGCAGCCCGAGUUCCGCACCUUUGCCGUUGAUCCCCAGAUCACCUCGCUGGAUGUCCUCCAGCACAUCCUCAUCCGCGCCUUCGACCUCAACGGGAAGAAGAACUUUGGGAUCAGCUAUCUGGGCCAGGAGAAGCAGGGCCAGGAGACGUACCUGUCGCUGCUGUCGGACUGGGACCUGGCCACGGCCUUCGCCAGCGCCUCCAAGCCCUACCUGCAGCUCCUCCUAGACAUCAAGCCUUCGGAAGACAGCCCCCUGCUGGAGGACUGGGACAUCAUCAGCCCCAAAGAUGUCAUCAGCACUGAUCUGCUCCUGGUGGAGAAGCGGUCCCUGGCGGCCGCCGCCCUGCCUUUCACCCAGACCAUCAUCUCCCAGGUGGGCCGGACGCUGUCGAAGGUCCAGCAGGCUCUGAGCUGGUCUUAUGGGGAGGACGUGAAGCCGUUCAAACCGCCGCUGAGUGACUCUGAGUUCCACACCUACCUGAACCAUGAGGGGCAGCUGAAUCGGCCCGAGGAGCUGCGGCUGCGCAUCUACCAUGGCGGUGUGGAGCCCUCGCUGCGCAAAGUGGUGUGGCGCUACCUGCUGAACGUCUACCCGGACGGGCUGACGGGCCAGGAGCGCAUGAGCUACAUGAAGCGCAAGACACGGGAGUACGAGCAGCUAAAGGGCCAGUGGGUGGAGCGGGCCAGCACCGAAGACCUGGACUUCAUCCGCAGCAACGUCCUCAAGGACGUUCUCCGCACGGACCGCACCCACCCCUACUACGCCGGCUCGGAGGACAACCCGCACCUGACUGCCCUUCACGACCUGCUGACCACCUACGCCGUCACCCACCCGCAGAUCUCCUACUGCCAGGGCAUGAGCGACAUCGCCUCGCCCAUCCUGGCCGUCAUGGACAACGAGGCACACGCCUUCAUCUGCUUCUGCGGCAUCAUGAAGCGCCUGGAAGGCAACUUCCAGGUGGAUGGCGAGGUGAUGUCCCUCAAGUUCUCUCACCUCAAGCUCCUCCUCCAGUACUCGGAUCCUGAGUUCUACGCCUAUCUCCUCUCCCGGGGUGCUGACGACUUCUUCUUCUGCUACCGCUGGCUGCUGCUGGAGCUGAAACGGGAGUUUGCCUUUGAGGACGCCUUGCGGAUGCUGGAGAUAACCUGGAGCUCCUUGCCACCGGAUCCUCCGGAGAAGGAGGUGGAGCUGGUGGGGCCGCCGGCCAGGCUCAGUGAGAGCGGCCAGCCUGUCCGCCAGCGCCACAUGCUGCGGCCCACCUGUAGCUUCGAAGCGACUGGGGACCAGCCUUGCUUGGAGGAGUCCGGAGCCCGGCUGUCCUUGGAGGAUCCUGGAGAUUGGCCCUGUUUGGAGCAGAAGACCUUAUUGAAGCAAUCCAGCUUUGGAGAAUUCAAGUACUACAGCGCUCGUGAUGACAGCUCCGAGGAAGAGCCUUCGCUGAGAUCCCAGCGCUCUAUGGAGGAAGAGGAGGACUUCUGCAGCGAGCAGGACCCCUUGCUCCAGCUCCCGGCCAUGACCAAGUCUUUCUCCGCCCCGUCCCUCCGGCUCCUGACCCCACCCACGCCCUCCCGAGACUCCCCCUCCCCCCUCCCCGGCAGCGAGAACAGCGAGAGCCUGCCGGAGGAGAAGGGAGAUUUGGCAGGUGACACGCCAUCCUCCUCACCCAGCAGCCCCCUCCCCGCCGCCCCGUCCCCAGCCACGGUGAGCUUGCCUCCACCACAGGAGUUUGGCAAAGGCAACCCCUUUAUGCUCUUCCUCUGCCUGGCCAUCCUUCUGGAGCAUCGGGACCACAUCAUGAAGAACAACAUGGACUACAACGAGCUGGCCAUGCACUUCGACCGCCUGGUGCGCCGGCACAAUCUGGCCAAGGUGCUGCACCGGGCCAAAGCCCUCUUCGCCGACUACCUGCAGUCCGAGGUCUGGGACUCAGAGGAGGGGGACGAGGCAGCCGCAGAGUCCCCAGCUGUCUCGUGACACCCCGCCCCCCCCCCACUCUCCCACCACUCCCCGUUCUGGUGGCCUCCUUGAGACUCAUCACAGGUCAGCCAGGAGGGACUCCUUGCUCUGGAUCCUCUCUCUUCCCCCUGGAUCUAAUGGUCUCCUUGGAAGAUCCUUUGUGGACCAACCAGGAUCUCUCCCCCCAUGGGAUCCCCUCCCUCCAUGCCCCUGCAGAUCUAAUGAUCUCCCUGGAACAUUCUUCAUGAACCAACCAGGAUCUGCCCUUUCCAUUGGCAUCCUCUCUAAUUUAAACUAUAUCCUUGGAAGAUCCAUCAGAGACCAACUAGAAUAUCUCCCUCCCUGGUAGAUCCCCUUCAAACACCCCCUGGAUUUAAUGUUCUCCUUGGAAGAUCCUUCAUGGACCUACCAGGAUCUGGCCUUCCCAGUGAGUUCCCCUCUGACCAUCCCCUUCUGACUCCAGUGAUCCUUUUGGAAGAUCCAUCCCCUUGGAAGAUCCUUCAGAGACCCAACCAGGAUCAGCCACUUGGACUCCGGUGCCUUUUUCUUUUAUGUGCAUUAGCGGAUCCGGUUUUUAGUUUCUCUGCCUGCUGCGGCGGCAGCCUCUGACAGCGUUGCUGCCCAAAGCUGGGGAGCACUCCCAGCUCCCGGCCCCAGAUAUUCAGAUGCUACGUGGAGUGUUAAGACUCUUGACCGCUGGGAUGUACGUGCACUUUUCUGUUCCACUUUUCACUGGCCCAUAACUUUCCCGGUUCCCUUUUAAACCAAGUUGCCCCAUCGUGGUAUAUUUCCUCCUCCCAUGAAGAGAUCAAGUGGAAUUUAUUCAUCGCUUUGAAGGAAGACCAGACAUCAGCUCCCAUGAUGCAAAAGGGCAGGAAUCCGGGAUGCUAGGGGAUCAAACAACGUGUGAUCUCUACUGGCUUGCCACUUCCGUUGAGUAGCUGUUUCCCUGGGCAAACGGACCCCAGUGGCUGCCCCUGUUUGCUCGGAUGUAAAACUAACCAGAGCUCUUCGAUCAGCCGAGUCUUUCUGUUCCUGGUUUUAACGAGAGAUCAGCGGUUGAUAGAGGCAAGACCUGCCCGCAUGUGGCUUGACUUCUGGGGCAGGAGCCAUAUCAGUGAGGAGAGGGGUGAGGUGGAGGUAUCGCAAACAAAACCAUUUCCGUUGAUUGCACCUCAUCGCGCUGCGUUAGGGUUGGCUCUGGUGUGUGAUCUGCUGAUGGCCUGUCCAGAAGCAGGUUCCGAUCUCGGCUGGGCCAGCAUCAGUCUGGAGCUUCUCUGGACGCUGCCGAGAUCGGAGCCUCGCUCGUUUCUAUGACACAGGCUCGGAAGCGGUGCCUGGCCUGCAUCAGCCGCGCCAAUCUGGGAAUUUCUGCAGACGAAGACAUCUUCCGAACAUCCUCUUUUUCCCUUCGUGUCCACCCGCAGUUGAGCAGGGCUUGAUCAGCUGGGAUCUAACCCUGAUGCCUUUUUGUUUCAGCAGCAUCCGUCUGCAUUGGCCUUACCUUAGCUCAGAGACCCACCUCCUACAUCAGCAUCUGUGUUGGAUUGCCUGGCUCAAGACAGCUACGGAUAUUUCCCCCUCCUAUUGUCCCAGAUCUGGGCUCUUUGUACGAAGUCUGAUAUGAAUCCCUUAAUGCAGCCA
This is a messenger RNA of Gopherus flavomarginatus (Mexican gopher tortoise), 4281 nucleotides long. It is a transcript of the gene TBC1D25, whose product is annotated as TBC1 domain family member 25. Gene Ontology annotation, molecular function: GTPase activator activity. The record is from RefSeq and is a predicted model, not a curated record. The transcript has 6 exons. Gene Ontology annotation, biological process: regulation of autophagosome maturation; activation of GTPase activity. Lineage: Eukaryota; Metazoa; Chordata; Testudines; Testudinidae. Bases 586 to 2655 code for a protein of 689 amino acids. Gene Ontology annotation, cellular component: autophagosome.